AUGAGGAGCCUCAAAACCCCGGUGCUUCUCUCAGCCUUGUUGGCCCUGGCACCUGGUGCGUUGUCUCAGUGUUUCAACGAUACCCUUACCUAUUCCUCUACCCAGUCACUUACCAGUACGGUCCAAUUCACAUCUUGCGACGAAGCGGCAGACGGCCCGAGGGUCUUCCCCAUCGACCUUACUUCGUACGAUUGGUGGUACUUUGAUACUGUGUCCGACGAUGGGACACAGGCCCUUACGAUCAUAUUCUUUGCGUCUUCCUUCCUCGGAUUCUCGAAUACAGCGAGCAUCGAAGAUAUCCUGAACGUGGCCAUCGCUGCAACCUUUCCAAACGGUACACAAGUGAGCCAGACGGCUCUGGCAACUGCUGUGACUGUCAAUACUAUCGGAAACGGGGCUUCGGGUGACUGGACUGGUAGCGGAUGCAGCUUUACAGGCACACCUGAUUUGAGCCAAUACGCAAUUACGAUCAACAACCCCUCCCUAGGGAUUUCUGGUACUGUUGAUUUUGUCUCGCGCGGCCCAGGACACUACCCAUGCAGCCCUCUCGUCGGCGGUGCAGACGAGCAGAUCAUGCCCCAUGUUGGCUGGGCUAAUGUGUUGCCCGCGGCGGAUGCAACCGUCCAUAUGAACUUUGGAGGAUCGCCCAUGAACUUCCAAGGCAACGGUUAUCACGAUAAGAACUGGGGUGACAUUCCCUUCGUCAGUGCCGUGCAGAGCUGGUACUGGGGCCACGGCACCUUCGGAGACUACCACAUGGUGUGGUACGACGCACUCGACUCGACAGGCAGCGAGACCGUUAGCGGGUAUCUCUUGAAAGACGGCCAAGUCGUCGGUUCAACGUGUGCACUCGGCUCGGCCGGACUCCAGGUUCGACCGGUGGGCACGCCGUACCCGCCAACCCUGCUCACACCGAAUCCGACCCAGUUCACCAUCGUCAUGAAACUCGACAAUGGCGAAAUACUCAACGCCACCGUGACGCCCUACAACACUCAAGUCGACUCCCCAACAUACUCGCGCUGGUUUGGAAACAUCGCAGUGAGCCUGAACGGCGUCGAAUCGUCUGGCUCGGCCCUAUGGGAGCAAUUCAAACUCGUCCUCUGA
Messenger RNA from Cladophialophora psammophila CBS 110553, 1104 nucleotides. Its product is annotated as hydroxyneurosporene synthase (CrtC). The coding region runs from base 1 to 1104 and encodes 367 amino acids. NCBI's taxonomy places the organism in Eukaryota, Fungi, Ascomycota, Eurotiomycetes, Chaetothyriales, Herpotrichiellaceae. The transcript is spliced from 3 exons. The record is from RefSeq and is a predicted model, not a curated record.